AGCGAAGGCUCUUUCAGCAACACAUCAAGACGCUAGACAAGAAAGUCGCACCUGGAAUUCAAAAGCUGACAUGGAACUCAAAAGGAAUCAAGGAGUUUUUCGUCCGUGACACGUGCAGAGAAUGCCAGGUUGUCUACGGCUUUGUCCGCCGGUUCCAGACGAACCACCAGACAAUUUUAAAUCACUGCAAGGGCAUUUCCGAGUUGCAUUUUCUUUCCAUUGAUCGGCGGAAAAUCUACGCGGAUGAAGAAUUCCGCCAGGCACAAGCCGCUAAGAAAGUCGAGAUGGAGGCAUACUUGUCUGAAGCACAUGCAGGCAUCUCUGCGGUUCUGCAGGACUCUCAGCGGCUGUUCGAGGACCAUCCUCCCGAGAUACAGCGAGAGUGGAAAAUGUAUGUUGAGAAGGUGGACAAGCGAGUGGGGGAUGCCCUGAAGAAGGCCGUGCGAACUUCGCUGCAGGAACGGGAGGCAUCUCUGCAGAGC
This is a messenger RNA of Toxoplasma gondii ME49, 482 nucleotides long. RefSeq names its product dynein-1-alpha heavy chain, flagellar inner arm I1 complex, putative. The annotation marks the transcript as partial. Lineage: Eukaryota; Apicomplexa; Conoidasida; Eucoccidiorida; Sarcocystidae. The transcript has 4 exons. The record is from RefSeq and is a predicted model, not a curated record.